GCCCAGGCCCGGCCCAGCCCUGACGACAACAGCACCAGUAAUUAUCGAAAGGGGAAAUCAGCCACCAGCAUCCACAACAAGCAGCCUAGAUCAGUGAGCAAAGAAAAAAUAUGGACAGGGCAAGAAUUAUAGAAACGGCAUCGAAAGAGCGGCCGCGCUCUCGUAUCAUGGAUCGCAAGAUCCUCCCAAGCGGGUUCUCUGUUUUCAAUCCAGGCGGGGGCAGCGGAGGUAUCCGUUUCAAAUCCCAGACUGCCUGUUUCUUCUCUCCGUCUUCAGAGAUGACAUCGGCGACACAGCAACAACAGUCGCGUACUGGACGGAGCGUACAGGAGAUUGUGCGCUGGAUGGAAAAGGCCGAGAAUGCCGUAACCAUCACUGCCGGUGUAGCUGCGCCGCCUGUUUCUGAGCAUCAGUCUUCCAAUCAGUUGAAAGUCGCUCGCAAGCCAGCUACUCCAUCCACGACGGCGGCGAGCUCCCGUUGCACCAACCUCACGCCCUCGAGAGAGCUGUUGAUAGCAGCAGCCGCUUCUAGCAGUGAGCGUGGAGAGAAGCUAAAGGAUACUUCUACCACUUCCGAGUAUACGCCGCUCACAAUGCUCGAAUACAGAGCUUACAUGAACAAUAGGCCGCUGGGAAGGUGUCUCGACGAUUAUGCGGGCGUGGGCGAUCUUCUUCUCUUCGAUGAUGAUGCGGCUACUGUCAAGGCGUUGGCUGGUGAUUCAUCGCCAGAUAGCAGCUCAUGCCAACAGUUCAAGAAGCUAGCGACACUUGCUCGGGGCAACCAUGACAGCGAUGCUGAGCCCGAAAAGAUCAAAGACAAACUGGAUAUCAUCAAGAAAGGCUGUCCGCCUCGGGGAACGUCCGGCGAUGCCGUCUUUGCAUUGGACAAGGCUGGUUUUUCCGAGUCGCAACCAGUCGAUAUGGCCAUGCAACUACCAAUAAUGCCGGCCGAAGCGCAGGCAACGCCCUCCAAGGGACAGCCGUCCAGCCCCAAAGAGUCUGGAAACAAGGCAAAAGAAUCGUGUACCGGAUCAUCCAGCGUCAACGGCCAAAGGAACACCAGCUGCAAUACAGCCCGUACUUUUCAUCUCAUACACGAGCCCGAGAAGACCGGCGCCUUGCCGUUCAAAAGCAUAGAAAAGCAUAUGAACAAGCUGCGCACGCCAUCAAGAUUACAUGUCGGACCCGAAACCGGCGCCCAUGGUACUGGCGGUUCUACGAAUAAUCAGCACACUCCAAAAGGUUCACGACGUUCGGACGAAAGACAUGGGGGUACGAGGGGCAGUCUCGAAACCACGAUGAGAAGCAGAGACAGCCACAGCCUAGAAGAAUACCAGGCUGGACGACGACAGCAGAAGCCGGCGCAGCCCGCCACAUCGACCGCGAUGACCGCGAUGAUAACCAUACCACCCCCGGUCCCGACAGAAAGCCCCUAUCCCCCUCCCUCUACACAGUCUCAACCAUACCCGCAGCGCUGGCGAACCGUCUCCGACGAGAUGUCGCAGUACGCCUGGCAGCGCAAGCUGGAGCAGGAGCGGGAGAAGAAGGCAGCUGCCGAGAGGUGCAAGCGGUGCGGGAGCAGCAGCGCCGCGGCCGCAGUAGCAAGUCCUACCACUUCCACAUGCCAGUACUCGAGGACGCCGCUGCGACGCCACAAAUCGUCCAUCGCGUCCGCGAGGUCGGCCAAGUCGGUCGAAGAGAAGCUAAGCGAGCUGAAUGCGUAUCUCGGCGGCCUGGAAAGCGAGGGCGAAGAGGAUGGAACCCGAAUUUAGUCAGUCGCUGCG
Molecule: messenger RNA, 1784 nt
Organism: Pyricularia oryzae 70-15
Lineage: Eukaryota; Fungi; Ascomycota; Sordariomycetes; Magnaporthales; Pyriculariaceae
Exons: 2
Coding region: 111-1772 (553 amino acids)
Source: RefSeq, a predicted model, not a curated record